Caenorhabditis briggsae is the source of this 480-nucleotide messenger RNA. The record is from RefSeq and is a predicted model, not a curated record. The transcript is spliced from 2 exons. NCBI's taxonomy places the organism in Eukaryota, Metazoa, Nematoda, Chromadorea, Rhabditida, Rhabditidae. Bases 1 to 480 code for a protein of 159 amino acids.
AUGCUCUCCAGAACUGCUAUGCUUCUCGCUUUCAUGGCUGUUGCCACCUCGGGCUUUAGUGUCCGCCCAUCGGCCAAGAAUACCGUUGAGGAUGCCCAUGAGCAGCUGACCAAAAAGAUCCGGUGCUGGGAGCCAAUCGAGGAAAGGAUUGCUGGAAACCACUUCUCUGGAAAACAUCAACUGAGUGAGCCGAUCUACGAUUUCUGCUCCUACAUGCCGGACCCAAAGAACUGGAACAAAGGAUACGUCAACGGCGUCGAAAUUGGCUCCGACGACUACACCAACGUCCUCAACUUCUUCCACAUCACACACCCCAGACUCGCCAUGCUCAAUUUCUGUCUUCAAGAGGCUCUCCAAAUUGGACGCUCAACCCAGAUCGCAAUGCAGUGUUUCUGCAAAAGAGAUGGCUGCAACUUGCCAAAGGAAUUUACCAUGUUCCUCGACUUCAACAAGCUUCCGAUGCCAGAAACAUCUUUCUAA